Molecule: messenger RNA, 1108 nt
Organism: Sinocyclocheilus rhinocerous
Lineage: Eukaryota; Metazoa; Chordata; Actinopteri; Cypriniformes; Cyprinidae
Gene: alx1
Product: ALX homeobox 1
Exons: 4
Coding region: 37-993 (318 amino acids)
Biological process (GO): positive regulation of transcription by RNA polymerase II; embryonic skeletal system morphogenesis; negative regulation of DNA-templated transcription
Molecular function (GO): RNA polymerase II transcription regulatory region sequence-specific DNA binding; DNA-binding transcription activator activity, RNA polymerase II-specific
Source: RefSeq, a predicted model, not a curated record
UGACGCGCUACAUGCUUGAGACGAGGCCAGAGGACCAUGAUGGAGUACUUGAGCGACAAGUUCUCCUUGAAAAGCCAAGCGAUUAAAGGCAGCGAUUACUACAUGGACCAAGUCAUGGAGACUUUAGACAAUGUGCAGUACUACAACAAGACAUCACCUAAAUGCGUCCAGGCCUUCUCGAUGCAGAGCAAUGAUCAACACACCACCAUGGACAGAUCGUCUCCUUGUGACAACCAAAACAGCGUGAAUUACUGCGCUCCUAAAACUGAAGACAGCAGCCUGCACGCGAUGGAGAACUGCUGCAGCAUCAGAGUCUCACCGGCCACAGCCGGACCAGACAAAACUGACCUGGACGACAUCGGCGAAAAAUGCGACAGCAACGUGUCGAGCAGCAAGAAGAGACGCCAUCGCACGACCUUCACGAGCGCUCAACUAGAGGAUCUAGAGAAAGUCUUCCAGAAAACCCAUUACCCAGAUGUGUAUGUGAGAGAACAGCUGGCCAUGAGAACAGAGCUCACGGAGGCCAGAGUUCAGGUAUGGUUCCAGAACAGAAGAGCCAAGUGGAGAAAGCGAGAAAGAUAUGGACAGAUCCAGCAGGCCAAAAGCCACUUUGCAGCGACCUAUGACAUAUCAAUGCUGCCCAGGACAGACAGCUACUCGCAGAUUUCCAACAACUUAUGGACAGGUCCUACUCCAGGCAGCUCUGUAGUCGCGUCCUGCAUGAUGCCGCGCGGUUCCCCUCCCUGCGUGACGUCUCCCUAUCCCCACUCGCCGAGAGCUGGUGAGCACAGUUACAUGGGAUUCCCCAAUCACCAGCAAAAUCAGUUUGGAAUGUCUCUCAACAACUUCUUCGCCGAUUCACUUCUGGCUCCUUCACCGAACAGUCAUGCUGCGUUUGAGACCAAACCUGAGUUUGAACGGCGGUCAUCCAGCAUUGCUGUGCUGCGGAUGAAGGCGAAGGAACAUACAGCCAACAUAACUUGGACCAUGUGAACUCUGAACUUAUUCUAAUAGUGCUGAUCUCAACAGUUUUUACCUAUAACAGUACAGCCAGUUACUUUCAUGAAUUUGUUUUUAUUUUAUUUUUUUAUUGGAACAACAACGAUAU